CGAGGAUACGGGCGAUCCGCCGAUCUCUCGAUCGUUGGGUUUGCUGGAGACUGGUUGGCCAUGUUGGCUCCAACACACCACCCUUACUACCUUGCUGAUGAGGACCGUUUCCUCCGAGGACUCCCGAACCGCGAACCUACACCAUGUAAUGUAUGAUCAGAUGGCCAGCAUCUGCUCAACACAUCGAACCUAGUCUGCCCCAGAGUCCGAGCAAGAUGGGAGACGAGUCAACGUCACUAGCAAUGGCGGUUGAGGUCAUCGACCAACGUCACCAUUGACAAUGCCCCCCAGCCCCAGGUUCUACCCGUAGCGAGUUACCUUAUAAGAACUCCAUCCCACCAUCCAUGAUCCGUCUAUUGCAACCCAUCAACUUCCCCACACUAAUUCACCCUCAUCUCUCUUUCCGAAACAAACAACUCACCAUCAUGGAUCGAGCAAAGCAAGCCGUCGACGAGUUCGUCUCCAAGGCAGGUCACCACGACACCACGGUCGAGGAGCGGGUCGCACCCGCCGUGAAAAAGGAAACCGUCCGCCCAACCCAGCACGAGGAGAUCAACACCGCCAUCGACAAGGAGGUCCACCAGGACCACUACCAUCGCAAGGUCCAGCCCAUCCACGACACCGAAGUCCUUCCCGAGCAGCACAUCCACAAUCGCGGCAAGGUCGUCAACCGCGAGUUCGACAACCGCGACAACGAGGCCACCGAGAGAGCCUUGAGAGCCGAGGCCGGCAAGAUCAAAGAUGAGCGCACCGUUACGGGCACCACCCACACGCAGAGCCACGCCCCCGUCGUUCAGGGUGAGCAGGUUCACCACCACGUCCACGAGACGAUUCAACCUGUGAUCCACAAGGAGACCAUCCAACCCUCAGUGGUCCACACCACGGUGCCCAUCCACGAGGUCCAUCACGAGCAGGCCAAGCACCACGGCACCACCACUCUCCCGGCCAUGUCGAUGAACGAAUUCAAGCAGCAGGGUGGUGCUCUGGGAGGAAGCUCCGAGCGCUACGGUGCCUUUGAGGGCUGCCCCAAGGGUGUGCAUCAGCAGGGCUGCGGCCACGAGAUUGGCAGCGGACCCGCUCCCAACAAGAUGACCUCGAGCACCAGCAGAAGCACUGCCACCACUGGUACAUCAGGCAUUUCUUCGUCCAUGUCCUCGUCCGAAGAGAACAUUUCCAGCACUACUGGCACGACCGGUCUUGGCUCGAGCAGCGUCAACACGGAGAAGGCGAAGCCCAGCUUGCUCGAUCGGCUGAACCCCAUGAAGGAUGCUGAUGGUGAUGGCAAGAGGGGGUUCAUGAGAUAGACGACCAUUCCUGGAGGUUGUAAGAGCUUUUCUGUAGGAUCACUCGAGUUAGCAGUCAUAAAUAAAAAGGAUGUAGGAAUGACCGUGUCACAUCUUGACAUCUCUUUUCUUAUGCCUGAAACUGAAAAUCAAAUACAUUCGACGCUGCA
Molecule: messenger RNA, 1453 nt
Organism: Podospora pseudopauciseta
Lineage: Eukaryota; Fungi; Ascomycota; Sordariomycetes; Sordariales; Podosporaceae
Exons: 2
Coding region: 345-1304 (319 amino acids)
Source: RefSeq, a predicted model, not a curated record